CCUUUGUUUUGCUUCUUGUUCUCCAAUGGCUUCUCAUUCGACGUUUCGGGUUCUUGUGCCGCUUGUUGUGGCAGUGAUGGUGAUGGCGAUGGCGGAUGCGACGCCGCCCGGGAUCGCUAAGAACCCGAGCCAUGCUUCGUGCAAGAUUAAGAAGUAUAAGCAUUGUUAUAAUUUGGAUCAUGUUUGUCCUAAGUUUUGCCCUGAUCAAUGUACUGUGGAAUGUGCAUCUUGUAAGCCUAUUUGUGGUGGUGAUGCUAGUCCUCCGCCUGAGGAUGAUCCUACUCCGGCUACCCCGUCUCCUCCGUCGGAUAAUUAUUACUCGCCUCCUCCUCCGGUGGUCGUAACUCCAAGCCCUCCUCCUUCAGAACCUACUCCUUCAUAUUCCCCGCCCUUGCCUUCACCGACACCGGUAACUCCUUCGCCUUCACCUCCGACAAACCCUACCCCUCCGUCAACACCUCCAACGCAUUCCUAUCCUCCGGAGAAUCAAAACCCUCCAUCAUCACCUCCGACAAGCCCUAAUCCUCCAACACCAUCUACUCCAUCGACACCUCCGGCGAGCCCUAACCCUCCGUCAACACCUCCAACGCAUUCCUAUCCUCCCGAGAAUCAAAACCCUCCAUCAUCACCUCCGACGAGCCCCAACCCUCCAACACCAUCUACUCCAUCGAACCCUAACCCUCCGUCAACACCCCCGACGCAUUCCUAUCCUCCCGGGAAUCAAAACCCUCCAUCAACACCUCCAACGAGCCCCAACCCUCCAACACCAUCUACUCCAUCGAGCCCUAACCCUCCGUCAACACCUCCGACGCAUUCCUAUCCUCCCGGGAAUCAAAACCCUCCGUCAAACCCUAACCCUCCGCCACAUUCCAACCCACCGGAAAAUCCCAACCCUCCAUCAACACCCCCGACGAGCCCCAACCCUCCAACCCCAUCUACUCCAUCGACACCUCCGACGCAUUCCUAUCCUCCGGGGAAUCCCAACCCUCCAUCAACACCUCCACCAUCUUCCUCAGCCGGCGCAGCCAAGAGAGUAAGAUGCAAAAACGCAAAUUACCCUCAAUGUUACAACAUGAUCCACACAUGUCCCAGCGCUUGCCCUAAUGGAUGUCAAGUUGAUUGCGUCACUUGCAAACCCGUCUGCCAUUGCGACAGACCAGGAGCAGUAUGCCAAGACCCACGUUUCAUCGGCGGCGACGGCAUAACCUUCUACUUCCACGGCCAAAAAGACAAAGAUUUCUGUCUUGUCUCCGAUCCCAAUCUCCACAUCAACGCCCAUUUCAUCGGAAAACGAAACCCGUCCUUAACACGAGACUUCACUUGGGUCCAAUCCCUCGGUAUCCUCUUCAACACUCACCGGCUCUUAAUCGCCGCGCAAAAAACCGCCGUAUGGGACGAUUCCAUCGACCGCCUCACAAUUGCCCUCGACGACGUCCCGGUGGCUCUCCCUGAAUCUGAAGGCAGCCAAUGGCAACACCCUACCGAAAACCCUACCAUCGUCAUCGUCCGGCUCGGUGCAGCCAACCACGUGAUGGUGGAAGCCAAAGGGCUGUUCAGAAUCACAGCCAAGGUGGUGCCAAUAACAGAAGAGGACUCGAGGGUUCAUAGCUAUGGAAUUGAUGAAGGGGAUUCAUUUGCACAUUUGGACGUAGGGUUUAAGUUUUUCGAGUUGAGCGGCGGAGUGAACGGCGUUUUGGGGCAGACUUAUGGCGCCGGGUAUGUGAGCAACGUGAAUUUGAAGGCGGCUAUGCCGGUGAUGGGUAGGGAGAAGGAGUUUGAAACUUCCAGCUUGUUUGCGGCCGAUUGCGCUGUUGCUAGAUUUGGCAGCGACGGGGGCGACGACGACGGCAAUGGCCAUGAAGAGGUAGCUUGAGGGUUCGAAUUUGAAGAGGAUGAGAAUAAGAUGUUUUGGCUUUGAUGGCUUGAAAAUUGGAAAUUAGAAGUCGGAAUUCUAUUGUUGUAUGAAUAAAGGCAUGGGAGGGAAGUGUGUUUAAGAUCCUCCAAUGGAGAUGCCAAUUUAAUUACAAGUAAUAUAUAA
Molecule: messenger RNA, 2038 nt
Organism: Cucurbita moschata (crookneck pumpkin)
Lineage: Eukaryota; Viridiplantae; Streptophyta; Magnoliopsida; Cucurbitales; Cucurbitaceae
Product: basic proline-rich protein
Exons: 2
Coding region: 26-1873 (615 amino acids)
Source: RefSeq, a predicted model, not a curated record